Messenger RNA from Pieris rapae (cabbage white), 941 nucleotides. It is a transcript of the gene Rpn12, whose product is annotated as 26S proteasome non-ATPase regulatory subunit 8. Bases 115 to 921 code for a protein of 268 amino acids. Gene Ontology annotation, cellular component: proteasome regulatory particle; cytosol; proteasome regulatory particle, lid subcomplex. NCBI's taxonomy places the organism in Eukaryota, Metazoa, Arthropoda, Insecta, Lepidoptera, Pieridae. Gene Ontology annotation, biological process: proteasome-mediated ubiquitin-dependent protein catabolic process. The record is from RefSeq and is a predicted model, not a curated record. The transcript is spliced from 5 exons.
GGACAAACAAGAAGUCUCGACUCUCGCUUGACUAUAAAUUUAAGCAAAGUACGAACUACGGAGCAAUUGUUUAUAGUGGAAAAUCCUUAAAUAAUUUAAAGUAAUUCUUUUAAAAUGACUUCAAUUAAAGACGCUGCAUCUCUGUAUCAAAAUUUAAAAACGGAAUGGGCCAAAAAACCACGCAAGUUGGACAAAUGCGGUGAACUUCUUAACAAAAUUAAGAUUGCCCUGACCAAUCUAACUUUCUUACCCAGUAACAACACACAGGCUAACCAGAAAGAGUUAAUACUUGCUAGAGAUGUUCUUGAAAUUGGAGCACAAUGGGCAGUGGCUGUUAAAGAUGUUAAAGCUUUUGAGAGAUACAUGUCUCAGUUAAAGUGCUAUUAUUUUGAUUACAAAGAUCACUUACCGGAGUCAGCUUUUAUGUACCAACUCUUAGGUUUAAAUCUGCUAUUUCUGCUUGCUCAAAAUAGAGUUGCUGAGUUUCAUACAGAAUUGGAAAGACUGCCUGUUGAUGUGAUCAGAGCUGACCCUUAUGUUAAACAUCCUCUAGCCUUGGAGCAAUACCUCAUGGAAGGAAGUUACAAUAAAAUAUUUUUGGCAAAGGACAAUGUACCAGCAGAGAGUUAUACCUUUUUCAUGGACACUCUCUUAGAUACAGUGCGUGGGGAAAUAGCAGCUUGUAUUGAAAAGGCUUAUCUGAAGAUACCUUGUGUUGAGGCUGCUCGAAGGUUGAACUUGAACACACAACAGGCUGUACUUGAAUAUGGCAAGAGGCGAAACUGGGUCCUUGGGUCAGACAACUGUUACCAGUUCAAUGCAGCUGAAGAAAGUUGUGCAGCAGCUGCUGGUGUAUUUCCUUCGUCAGAUCUUGCAGAACAAACCAUUGAAUAUGCUAGACACCUCGAGAUGAUUGUAUAAAUAAAUAAUUUUGAAAAUCU